Molecule: messenger RNA, 1517 nt
Organism: Xenopus tropicalis (tropical clawed frog)
Lineage: Eukaryota; Metazoa; Chordata; Amphibia; Anura; Pipidae
Gene: cd68
Product: CD68 molecule
Exons: 6
Coding region: 102-1436 (444 amino acids)
Cellular component (GO): lysosome; membrane; endosome membrane
Source: RefSeq, a predicted model, not a curated record
GUUUGUGUCAGAGAGACACAUGACAGGGGAUGAGAGCGUGAGAGUGCGGGACAGUCAGGAGUCAGUCGCCAGCGAGAGUUUGGGGCACUUACCUUCUCAUCAUGAAGUUCUGUGGGGCUGCGCUGUGCCUUUGGCUUUGUGUAACUGUGUGUGCCGCCGACUCUGCACCACCCAACCAACACCACCCCUGGACUCCUUGUUUCUCUUGCCCCCACCGCACCACCACCACAGCCAGAACUACCCCUAAGCACACAACUACACACCCAGUUACUAACCACACAACUACACACCCAGUUACUACCCACACAACUACACCCCCAGUUACUAAGCACACAACUACACACCCAGUUACUAAUCACACAACUACACACCCAGUUACAAAGCACACAACUACACAUCCAGUUACAAAGCACACAACUACACAUCCAGUUACUACCCACACAACUACACAUCCAGUUACUACCCACACAACUACACCCCCAGUUACUAACCACACAACUACACCCCCAGUUACUAACCACACAACUACACAUCCAGUUACUACCCACACAACUACACCCCCAGUUACUAACCACACAACUACACCCCCAGUUACUACCCACACAACUACACCCCCAGUUACUAACCACACAACUACACACCCAGUUACUAACCACACAACUACACCCCCAGUUACUAACCACACAACUACACACCCAGUUACUAAUCACACAACUACACCCCCAGUUACUAACCACACAACUACACCCCCAGUAACUAAUCACACAACUACACCCCCAGUUACUACCCACACAGCUACACCCCCAGUUACCAACCACUCAACCCCGCACUAUUCCACUACGGCACAUACCAAUUACACAACAGUGCACCCCAGUACUGCGCCGACGACCCCAGACUUCUUUGCUAAUGGCACCUCGGGGCCGUGCCUGAGAAUGACGGCGGUGCUGGAAAUCACAGUGAAUGGUACCAAGCAGAUCCAGGUGCCCCCACCCCCAGUGACCCAAUCAGAUGGAAAGUGCUACAAGGACCGAGUGGAACUGGCUCUUGGCUUCCCCGGGGCAACUCUCAGCCUGGCAUUCGCACAGGACUCUACUAACUUUUACCUGGAAGAGGUGAAUGUGACGCUGCUGGACAAAGAAUCCUCCGGCAUGUUUGGGGCCACCGUGAGAGAGAUGGAGGCCCCCCUGGGGCAGUCCUUUUCCUGUGACCUAGUGACACUCAAGGUGACGUCUUCCUUAGUGGUCACUGCCUCUAAAGUGCAAGCCCAGGCCUUUCAGCUGAAUGGAUCCGAUUAUGGGCCUGCCAAGAGCUGUUACAAAGCCAACAUGACCGUUCCAAUCGUGGUUGGCAUCAUCCUACUGGUGCUCAUCCUGGUGGUGGUGCUGGCAUACUUCAUUGGCCGCCGUCGGAGAACUGGGGGCUACGAGAUGCUAUAGAUCACUUGGCAGAAUGGUGUGAACGACACAAGGGGGGGGAGGGGUGCAUGGGAGAUUAAAUAAAAGUUUGCCGGUGAGUGA